Molecule: messenger RNA, 2048 nt
Organism: Xiphophorus hellerii (green swordtail)
Lineage: Eukaryota; Metazoa; Chordata; Actinopteri; Cyprinodontiformes; Poeciliidae
Exons: 1
Coding region: 351-959 (202 amino acids)
Source: RefSeq, a predicted model, not a curated record
ACAUCCAGUCCUGUCAGAGCAGAGAGCAUCACACUCCCUGACCGGACUCCAAGCAGCCCGACGUUCCCUGAACGCCUCAUCAGUUCACUGCAUUCACUCUGCACCCGAUCCAGCAGCUGAUCCAGCCUUCAGACAGGAGAAGAAGAGACGUCAGGGGGGGGGCAGAGAGUCAGACCAGCAGGCAAGCUGCUGCUGCAGGCGGAAGAAGAGCGGGCGAUGCACCAGCCAAAGCCAGAGGUCAAGAAGAAAAGAGCCAGAGUGGUGAAAAGGUAGAGCGACAAAGAGGAGGGUCAGCCGUGAUCUGAAGCAGAAGCGAUGUGAACAGGAGGAGGCGGCGAGAAACAUAAGAAAUGCUCUCAGAGAUCAUGUGUAGGAGGAUCUUCCAGCAGCAAAGGCGGCAGGACGAGAAGCUGAGGGACGCCGACGUCCGCAGGAAGAGCGGCGAGACGCCCGGCUGGACGGCCGGCUGGAGCAAGAGCUGCAGCGGCCGCCUGCAGAGCCGGAGGCAGGGGGGGCCCAGGGCGCGCCUGCCCCGCCAUAAGCCCCGCCCCCAUCGCCCGCAGCGUCCCCGCAGGCUGCUGCGGUCCCUGCGUCCGGUCAACAUCCAGGGCAAGGGGGCCCGGGGCAUGCAGGCCCCCCAGAACACCAACCAGUUUCUGAUGCAGGAGAAGUACCAGAUGCAGCAGCUGCGCUCCGACUCGGUGGGUGGCGACAGCGGCUGCAGCUCCGACAGCGACCUGGAGCUCACCGACAUGGACUCAUACCUGGGCGUCCUGGAGAACGCCAGGGGCGGCCUGUUGGACGGCCCCGAGCCGCCGCCGUCGCCAGGACCACCGGGGCCGCGCGUCUUCCUGCAGGAAGACAGCGUCCAGUACGUCCCCUCGGAGGACGACUUGCAGCUGAGCCACAACUUCAUGCAGAGGGACUUCGCUCAGUUCUGUGACUUCCUGGCAGCGUGAGGACGACCUUGUGACCGUAGGAGGCGCUGUUGCAUUUUAACGCAAUGCUUAAAAAAGGGGGAGAGGGGGGCAAACACAAAAGAAUAAAAUACAAAAAUAAAACAAACAACAAAUAAACAAUAAUAUCUGAUCACUAAUAUUAUGACAACCUUUGGAAAUAUUUACAUAGACUUGUCACAAAAACCAAUUUUGCUGGAUGAUAAAUUGUCCUAGAAGUUAUUGCGAUAAACGAUAAUAUUGUUACUAUAAAACCAUUUUCAAGUAUUUUAAUACUAAUGGCAUAAUAAUGCAAGGACACAUUCUCAAAGAUUAAAUUCUAAUGAAUAUUUAACACCAGAACUGAAAGACAUUUUAAAUAUCCAAAAUAAACAAACAAGACAACAGAAGCAGCAUCUGAAAUAAUUUAUGAAGUGUGUAAAAAAUAUUGUCCUUCACAAAAGAGAGACUUUUGUCACCCAGUGUUUGGUAGAAAGAGAGAAAAUGGAAUUUUAAUUUAUUGUGUGAUAAAUUGAUUUAUUGCAACACAAAACAAUUAAAUAUUUGAGUAGUAGAGUUUAGUAUUUUACUAUAAGUUACAGUUGGUCAGUUUCUGAUAAGAGCUUUCAUAUUCAGUGACUGUAUAUAAUCUUUGUGGUCAAAUGUUACUUUUGGUUCUUUUUUUGUUUUGUUUUUUUAUUUUUCCUUUUGCGUUUGUUUCCACCCCCUGCAAAGGUUACGUUUGUGUUAAAAUGCAACAGCUCCUCUUAUGGUCACAGAAUAUGGUGCCGUCCAGUUUACUGUCCUCACUGAGUCAGAAUCUGACCGGACUCUAACCGAACAGAACCAACAUGAAGCUGAGUUAUUGUUUUCUACCAUUUUUAUUUGUCUUGUCCUGUCUUUGCUGUGGACAUUUGGACAUAAACGUCUCCGGUCUCUGAGGCGUCUCUGUCUCUUGCUGUUUAACACAAAAAGAAAUGGUGGGCAUGAGCCCCAACAGCCAAUCAGCAUCCAGCUGGCCAAAUCAGGCUCAGAUGAUUGGCCGAUGAGAACUCUGUGAAGCUUUUUACUGUAUGCAGAAUGGAAAUAAAUAAAUGUUUGUUAUUAUGACUA